GAAAAAAAGCAUUGAUAAGCUUGAAAAUAUCCAAAGAGAUGUGUGUAGGUAUGCAAGUGUGUCCACAUCAGGACAUCCACAUUUCUGACAGCUCUACUCUUCGCAUUCGGAGCCAAAUUCUCUCCUCUGAUCCCCAUAGCCCACAGGUCACAAUUUGGCUGCCUCAAUCUAUGUAUAGGAGAAAAGGGAAAGGACAAAAAUCUAUUGGUGGGCAUUAUUAGCUCAUUGGAAUGAAGCAAAGGACCACCAGAUUUCUAGUCCUCAAGGAUUCUCCUUCACGCUGAGAGCUGCGAUGUGUGAAUGCGUGCAUACACACACGAAUAACAACCAAGACACUUUUCUGGCUGAGUCGGCCAGCAAACUUCACGCUUGACUUCUUCCCUCCGGGCCUUUCAAACUGGCGCGUCAGGGUCUUCCUCGUGCUUCGGGUCUCGACUCGCGCCUUUGGGCUCCUUACACGCGGCUCUCAUACUCCCUUCUCUACCCGACGGUCCGUUCCCUGCCCCUCCCUAGGUAGGACCGGGUCCCGACUGGGGGAUGCCCCGAGGAGCAGCCUGCAGGGGCGGAGGGGAGCGGGACGGCCGCUUGAGGGGAAAGAGAGCAGCCUCGGCAGGGUGUGAUGUCAGCGGCCGCGAGGAGGAGCCUGCCCUUGCGGGCGCUUUUACUUUCAGGCUCCGCGCCACCGCAAGCGGCCACUGCCGGAGCCGUGUCCGCCCCGCUCGACCAUGACGUCCCGGGGGCCGGCCGCCUUCGCUGCCGCCUCGCCACUGACCCGGGGAACUUUGGGCGCGCCCGCGGCUUUGCUUCUCUGAAGCGCCCGCUCCCUUCCCGCCUGCCGGGCAUGGCGCUGCCUGCAACUGCUUCAUGAUGAUGAUGAUGAUGGUGGUGGUGGUGAUGUUUGUGGUGGUUGUUAUGAUUACUGCUCUGCAACAACGCCGGGCAUGUGAAAUCCCGAGCAUCAUGCCAGCAACGCGCCUGUUCCUGCUCCGUCCCUUCAGCCUCCUGCUGCUGCUGCUGGGGCCGCGUCUCUUUGUGGGAUCUUUCUCCCUGGGCUCUGCCUCCUCUCCCUCGCCCGCCGAGCGUCCCUCCGUCGCUACGGCGGGGCCUCGGGCAGCGGCGACCAUCCAGGGGAGAUCCGCUUUUCUUGCGGCUUCCUCCCCGCUACUUCCGAGGGAGAAAGGAAGCCCGCAGCCUUCCGCGGCAUCUGUCAGCGUUUGGGAUCGGACGGCGGAUCGAGACGGCGGCAGCGACAGCCCGGCCGUUACGACCAGACAAAAUGAUGUAUAUAGUCCAAACACUGAAGCAAAGACUUCCACUUCCUAUAUACGGAGUCUAGAUGAAGCCAGUACAUCUGAAAAUGAUAAAUUAAGGACGUUGUGGACCAACUUAACUUCGGCAUCUGUAGCUGCAACAGGAAGUACCACAUCUUACACCAAAAUAAUCAGAUCUGUGAACGUGACACCACAGUUAUCUCAAAUGAUACAAACCAAGCGAGCAAGUGCCUCACGAAAUAUGGCAGGUAUUGCCGAAUCUGAAUCAGUGACUCCCAAGACAGCAAAUUCUCCAGUUUUGGAGAAAAAAUAUUCAGCCAUUGGAAGCAACUACCAUACAGCUAAUAUCUGGGAUGAAGACAGCACAACGUCCAGUUUUCAUAUUCCAGACACGAGCAGUUCAGCAACAUUCAGUCACAGUUCAGAAAGGACUUCCCGCUUUCUUAGAAAGAAUUUCACUGGAAAACAGCCAGCUACUCGAAAACAACUUGCUACAUCUUCUGGUCAGACCCAAUGGUCAUCUCAUGUAACAUUCCCAAUAUCCCAAAGUAGGACAUCAAAUGCCAGACACCCUGAUUCUUUAACAAGGAUUGUGCUUACUCAGUCUUAUACUUCUCCACAAACUAAUACUCAUCAGUUAAGCAGAAACUCCAACACAGAGAAAAGAAUUUCCAGUUCUGAUAUGGAGUAUAUGACAAUUCUGAGCAUAUCCAAAAGAAGUGAGGAGAAGAUAUUUCAAACUAUAAGAGACUUCAGCAGUUCUCAAGGUCCACAUAAUACACCUGCAAUCUCUAACCUUGAAAUGUCCACCAAUGGAGGGAAGAUACUACAAACUCUCGGAGACAGCAGUUCUCAAGGUCCACAUUCUACAUCUGCUGCCUCAAACCUUGAAAAAUCCACCAGUGGGGAGAAGAUACUACGAACUGUCAGAGACAUCAGCAGUUCUCAAGGUCCACAUUCAGCAUCUGCUGACUCAAACCUUGAAAUGUCCACCAGUAGGAGGAAGAUACUACGAACUCUCAGAGACAUCAGCCAUUCUCAAGAUCCACAUUCUACAUCUGCUGUUUCAAACCUUGAAAAAUCUACCAGUGGGGAGAAGAUACUACGAACUCUCAGAAACAUCAGCAGUUCUCAAGAUCCACAUUCAGCAUCUGCUGUCUCAAACCUUGAAAAAUCCACCAGUGGGGAGAAGAUACUACAAACUCUCAGAGACAUCAGCCAUUCUCAAGAUCCACGUUCUACAUCUGCUGUCGCAAACCUUGAAAAAACCACCAGUGGGGAGAAGAUACUACGAACUCUCAGAGACAUCAGCAGUUCUCACGAUCCACAUUCUACAUCUGCUGUCGCAAACCUUGAAAAAACCACCAGUGGGGAGAAGAUACUACGAACUCUCAGAGACAUCAGCAGUUCUCACGAUCCACAUUCUACAUCUGCUGUCUCAAACCUUGAAAAAUCCACCAGUGGAGAGAAGAUACUACGAACUCUCAGAGACAUCAGCCAUUCUCAAAAUCCACAUUCUACAUCUGCUGUCUUAAACCUUGAAAUAUCCACCAGUGGGGAGAAGAUACUACAAACUCUCAGAGACAUCAGCCAUUCUCAAGAUCCACAUUCUACAUCUGCUGUUUCAAACCUUGAAAAAUCCACCAGUGGGGAGAAGAUACUACGAACUCUCAGAGACAUCAGCCAUUCUCAAGAUCCACAUUCUACAUCUGCUGUUUCAAACCUUGAAAAAUCCACCAGUGGGGAGAAGAUACUACGAACUGUCAAAAUGAGCAGCAAUUCUCAAGGUCCGCAUUCUACAUCUUCAGUCUCUAACCCUGAAAUGUACACCAAUGGGGAGAAGAUACUACAAACUCUCGGAGACAGGAGAGAUUCUCAGAAUCCGCAUUCUGUGUCCACAAUCACUAAACUUGAAAUGCCCACCAAUGGGGAGAAGAUACUCCGAACUGUCAGAGAGAGCAGAAGUUCUCAAAAUCCACAUUCUGUAUCCACAAUCUCUAGUCUUGAAAUGUCUGGCUCUUCAGACUCCAGUGAUUCUUCUUACGUGAUAGUGUCUGCAGAUUCUCAACAAAUGGAUCUGUCAACACAAGAUAGUGAUGAAACUAAAGCAACAGAUAGACAUUCUCAGUCACCUUCAGCAACUACAGUGACCAAUCAGAUGUCCAUGGAAAGCCCACAUACUAGAGAAAAGUGCCAAAAACCUUUCUGCUCAUGUUCUCAAGCAACUGAGAUAGACAGGCAUCCCAAGACUUAUACCAGAGCCAUGGAAGGCACUAAACAGAUGAACAGCAGGUCAAACACAGAGAGAAAAAUAUCCAGUUCUCACUUGGACAGUGUGACUGUUUCAAGAAUAUUAGUCAGAGAUGAAGAGAAGUCCAAGAAUGUAACACAAGCAUUCACCACCGCUAACACUUCCAGUUCUUCAAGGCUUUCAUUCAGACCAGAAAAGACCGAACAAAUGGAUUUGUUGCACAGGGAUUUUGUCGUCACUAAAGAAGCAUUUAUAUUUUCUCAGGCUUCUACAGAACAAAAUGGUCAGCCACUGAGCAGCUCAGAUAUGGAGAGCAUUGCUUCCAACUUUUACACAGAGAACAGAUCUGACAGAAGUGGGAAGAGGAUAAUACAGACUCUAGGGCACACCAGUAGUUCUUACUAUCCAGAAUCAAUAUCCACAGCUUCUCAGAGUAAAAUACCCAGCAGUUCAGCUCUUACUGAUUUUUCUUCUGUGUUGACUCCAGUUCAAACCAGACAAAAAGAUUUAUCUCCUGGGUUCACCAUAGAAGCAGAAAGUACACAUCCUUGGGAUUCCUCACAAGCAACAGAUGCAGAAGAUAGCCAAGUGAGAAGCAGUUCUUUUAAAGAGAAAAUUCCCACUUUUCAGAGAGAUGGUGUAUCUGUUUCAAGUCUAUCAAAAAGAGAUGAAGGUAGUACACUACGAACUGCAAGGGAUGUCAGCAGUUUUGAAAGUGACACACAAACUUCCGCUGUUGCCAAUACUACCAUUUCCAGCAAUUCAGAUUUUGCUCAUUCUUUUCAUAUGAAAACUUCAGAAGAGAUUGGCCCAGAUUUGUCACCUGAAGACACUGAUUUUACUGAAGGAAUGCUUAUACCUUCUCAAGCUCCUUCAGAAACAACAGUUGAAGAGAAUGGUCAGUCACACAGCAGCCGCUCAAGUACAGAAGGCAUUUUCUCCACUUAUCACCUGAACAGUAUCUCCAUUUCAGUUCUAUCUGGCUUAGAUGGGCAGAGGACAUUACGAACCCCAAGAGAUGUCAGUAACGCUCACAAUGUAACGCAAGGAUCCAUAGCCUGGCGCAAUGAAACCUCUAGUUCUUCAGGCCUCACUGGUUCUUCUUACCUGUUAACUCCGGUCGAAACAGAUUUAACUCCUCAGAUCACUGAUGUCACUGAAGGAACAAGCACACAUUUUCAAGCUUCUUCAGAAAAAAUAGGUGUAGAAAGCAGUGAUCCACCAAACAGCAGCUCGAAUAUAGAGACCAGAUUUUCCCAUUCUGAUCAGGACAGUACAUCUGUUUCAGGUUCAUCAGAGAGAGGUGAUGAGCUCACAUUAUCAACUUCAAGAGAAGUCCAGAAUGUUUUUAAUAUAACCCAAAUAUCCACUUCUAAGAAUGAUAACAUCACUAGCUCAUUCAAUGUUGCUGAUUCUUCUUAUACAAUGAUACCAAAACACACCAGAGAAAUGAAUUCAUCAUCAUCGUCUGGGAAUAAUGAUUUCACUGAAGAAGCACUUGCAUAUUCUGAGGCUCCGUCAGAAACAACAGAUGCCAAAAGUAGGCCACAUGCCUUCAGCAACUUCAAUAUCGAAAAGAAGGCCAUUCAGACUGAGGGUAUGUUCUCUUCUACUGUGAUCCAAGAUGAGACCUUUGGCUCUUUAACUACUCAGAGCAGAUCCACAGACUCAACGGAAUUGUCAAGGUUUGAUUUGAAAAAUGCUAGUUCUUCUAUGGUAAUCCAGACAUUGUCUGCCACAUUGCAAAGUAGAAAAGACAAUUCCCCCUCUACUGAAACAGAUUUCACAGAAACCCUAGAACAGUCUUCACAUACGACUUCAUCAAAAGCUUCAAGUUAUUCAUCUUCUGCAAAAGAUUUUUCAAGCUCUACAGACCAUUUUCAAACCAUUAAGGGAUCCGAGGUGGGAAGAAGAUUUUCGAUUGCUUCAACAGACAGCAUCUAUCUAUCAACCACAUUAGUACAUGGGGCAGAAAGGACUUUACGAUCCCUGCCGGAUAACAGCACGUCUGAGGAUGCAACAGAUAGCAACACUUACAAUUCCCUAACUUCCAAAUCUUCGGGGGAAAGCUUGACUUUGUCUGCGGAGCCUGAAACAGAAACACAUAAUGCCUCCCUAAGUGAAGUGCAAUCUAUUGGGCCUUCAACUGAGCAUUCCCUGGAAUAUUCCUCUGGCCUUCCUACAACUCCGUCACCAAAUGAUUCAGCAACUUUUGGAAGCACUGAUAAUUCAACUAGUGGGCCAAGAGUUUUGCAUUUUCACACGAUCAGCACUGGUAGUUCAGCCCCAUUCAGUGAAGGUGAAGAGCAAACUACACAACCUACAAUUAACACUACAGUGAUGGAAGAGACUGAAAGUGUCUCAUCAUAUAUGGAAAAUUUGGACAGUACAAGAUCAAAACCUUCCUCAUCCAAGACUUACUCUAGAAUGACACAUUUAUCUAUAAAAGAUUUGGAUAUCUCUCCAUCUUCAACUGAGGCUUUCCAAAUUCUUAGUUCAUCAACUGAUUCUUCUUCCAAAAGUGAACUUUCAGACACUGGAACAGAAUACCAACCAAUGAGUGGGACUGACUUUGGGAAACAGACCUCUGUUUCUCAUACUGAUAGCACAUACACCUUAACUACCUUUGCCAAGGGUGGAGAAAGGACAUUGCUGUCUCUUCCAAACAACAGCACAUCAGUUGACUCCUCAGGAAGUUCCACUUACUUUGCGGAAAUAUCCAGCGCUUCCGAGUCAGUUCAGUCUUUCUUUUCAAGUGAGGUGGAUUUUUCUGAAAAUUCAACAGAACCUUUGGCAGUUCAUUCCCCGAAAACACCAGAGUAUUCAUCUACAGUGAGUGAACCACACACAACUCGGUAUUACUUAGAAUCAGAAUCUGCAUCCACUGACAGCUUGUCAUUUUCAUCUUCCUCUACAAGGCUGUCAGAGCAGGAUUCUCUUCCACCAGUUCACCCAUCCACUUUGUUUUCCUCAGCCAAGUCUUCUGUCCCAUCCUCUUUUUCUACUUUCCCAUUACCAUUAUCAUCAUCUCCACCCACUUCUCUAAUGACAUUUUCGUCCAUGUUCUCAUCCAAAAAACCAUCCACAUUGCCUUUCUUUCUUUCUAUGUUGCCUUCACUUUCUUCAACACCUUCGUUGUUACAGCCUAAUGAAAGUCUUGAAACAAGUGUUUCUAUGACUGAGCCUGAAGGAACAACUGGAGCAGAACUACACACGACAGGAACUUCCCAUGGCGAAUACAACCACCCAACUACGCAAAAUCCAUUGGUGAACAACACUAUUCUGAUGGCAACUGGGACUUCUCUUCUGACUGAAAUUACUGAACAGCCUGCCCAUCGUUCUUCACAAAGAACAACUUCCCAAGAGGAAACAAAGGGACGGACACUUACUCUCCCAGGAAUCAGUAUUGAGAAUGAACCCAUUACAACUACCUCUUUACCCUAUUUCCAGGAAAUGACCACUACUUCUGAGCCAGCAAAAGCAACUACAGUUAUACCAUUGCAUACAAUCCCUCAAAAGGAUACUUUCCCUUCAUCAAUAGUAACCAUGGGCAAAAAAACUACAGAAAUAACACCCACACCUGGAAGAUUGCCUACUUCAGCAUCAACUAUGAAUUAUUUGUUCACUACAAAGCUUGAAAAAGUUCCGUUGCCCUUUCCUACUGAAAUAUCUUCUUCCCCUGGAAUUCCCACAAAAAUGGUGGAGAAGAGCAGUACAACUACUGUGAAAACCACAGUUCCCAGGACUGUUAUUACCACUUCUCCCUUAACUUCUCAAAAAAACAUUGUUCAGUCUUUUCCUGUUUCACUGAUUCCUUCCAGACCAGCCACAAUUGUGAAUCUAGGAAGCUCAAAGAUAUCUCCAACUGUCUAUGGAAAAGAUGUAGAUGAAUGCCUGCCUAAUCCUUGUCCACCUAUGUCCACAUGCACUCAUGUACAAGGUUCAUUCCAAUGCAUUUGUUCCUUGGGCUAUCAGAUGGAAAAAGGAAAAUGCAACUUGGUAAGGACAUUUGUUGGUCACUUUCCACUAACUUUUAACACAACCGGAGAGACAUAUGCAGAACUUCAUCAAAUUGAAGGAGUUAUCAUAAACCUGCUGAACGAAUCCCUUUCAACAUUUCCUGGUUAUUAUACUUCAACUGUUAAAGCCUCAAGGCAGGAAGGUACUGUUCAAAUAUCCAUCCUGAGCACCUUUUCCAUGGCUUCCAACGUCACCUUUUCUGAAGUAAUCGGCACAGUGCAAAGCCGGAUCCGAGCCUGCAAAGCUCCCACCCUACCCUGCCAGUUCAUCUCUAACUUGACCCAGCUCUAUAGAGUUGGUGGUCUAUGUAAACAUAAAGAUCCGGAAUGUGACAGAGGGACUGCUGUGUGUGUAGACUUGGAUGGCAUUGCCGUUUGCCAGUGCAAACCUGGGUAUUUCAAAUAUAACAAACUGGAUUAUUCAUGCAGAGCGUGUGAAGAUGGGUAUAAACUUGAAAAUGACACUUGUGUGAGUUGUCCAUUUGGAUUGGGGGGAUUCAACUGCAAGAAUCCAUACCAGCUUAUCACCAUCGUGAUUGCAGCAGCUGGAGGGGGACUUCUGCUCAUUAUGGGAAUAGCUCUGAUAGUCACAUGCUGCCAAAAGAAUAAAAAUGAUAUAAGCAAACUCAUCUUCAAAAGCGGUGACUUCCAAAUGUCACCGUAUGCAGAAUAUCCCAAAAACCCUCGUGUUCAGGACUGGAGCAGAGAAACCAUUGAAAUGCAAGAGAACGGGAGUACUAAAAACCUAUUACAGAUGACGGAUGUUUACUAUAUGCCAACUAAUCUAAGGAAUCCUGAACUAGAAAGAAAUGGGAUCUAUCCGCCUUACACAGGUCUUCCAGGAUCUCGACAUUCCUGUAUAUACCCUGGACAAUAUAACCCAUCCUUCAUUAGCGAUGACAGCAGAAGAAGAGAUUAUUUUUAAUCCAGGUGAAAAAAGGCAGCAAUUGGGUGGCAAAUGGGACCUUUGUAUGCAACAUGUUCCCAAGUAUGCAGUCGUCAGACAACAACUCGGUCACAACUGUGUAUAGAAGGGGACUUUGAACCUGUGGAAAAUCUCAGAAGGAGCUGCGCACAAGGAGCCACCUCCAACUGAGCAGCCAAAAGAAGGCAGGUGUGGAAAGCAAGUUCCGUACGUCUGGUUGUCGGAAAGACAAGGAAGACAUUCUGCGUAUGUUCCUCACCACUAACUGUCACAUAAUGUGAACGUAAUAAUAGAUCGUGAAAGCAAAACUAACAAAACACUGUGGAUGACACGCUAAAUCUGAUGCCAUUAGGGUGUGUUGUGUUUACAGAUAGUGUCUAGUGUGCUAGGUGUGUGUUGCCCACUUUUUUUUAAUGCAAAGCUGGCUUGAAUGAAUGUUAUGGAACGAACCCUUGCCCUGUUGCCAGGUGUCUACUAGGAGGUACUCACAGCAUGUUGCUUACCGAGUGGUGGAGAUGGGUACGGGAAUAUGGCCUAGAGAUAUGGGAUCCUCAUGCAGAAUCCAAGGUGGGGGUUUAUCCCGCUCCAAAAAGGAAAAAAAAAAGGUGAUUUCCCCAUGAUCUGUCCUGUUAUUUAGUUAUGGCCUAAUUUUGUAGCAGUGCUGCUUAACUCAUUGCCCUUAUUCAUUCUUCCCUUAUGCACUCCAGGCCAGAUGCAAAAAAAGUUACGUUUAGUUAUGUUCUGUGGAUUUUUUCCUCUUGUCUGUCUAAUGAGGGUGUAGGUCUGUCUAUGGAGAUUCUCAAUCAUCCAGUUCAUGGUUAUCCCAAAGGUGCUUUUUUUUCCAAAAGGCAACUGGACUUUCUUGUUUUGUUUUGUUUUUUAAAAAAACCUUUCACUUCUCAUCCAAGAAGCUUCUUCUAUUCUAACUGAAGAAGUUCUAACUUCAGUUAGAACUGAAGAAGCUCCUUGGAUGAGAAGCGAAACCUUUUCAAAGAAAAAAAACACCAAGAAAGUGCAGCUGCUUUUGGGAAAAAGCACCUUUGGGAUGCUGGUGUACAAUAGGUCAUCUGCAUGUAAUACAACCUUCUGUAAUAGAUUACAUUGUCCAGAUCCUGACCAAGGUUUUCCAGGUUUGCAAAGUUGCUCCUACAUCAUUUGACAAUAGUAAAUGCACAAAAUGUACAAACAGAUAUUAUCCAAGACAGCUUAGUCUCAUACUGUAUAUUGUUCAUAGACUUCUUUAUAACAUUUCCUGAUUUUUAAAAAAACACACCUUUGAGGAACUUUGAUAUUUGUUCUAAACAAGUGCUAUUCUGAAAAGUGAUCUUUGUCAAGGUGUGGCAAGUUGCUAGGUAGUAAAGAUGGUUGAGUGGAACUUGAGCUGAAUCAUAAAAGUUCGUGAAUGGCGAAGACCGGAUAGACAGAUUAUUCAUUUGUAUUAGAAGAGUACAGAAUGUGAGCAAAUUGAACAGAAGACCAUGUGAUCAAUUCAACUUUGGUCCUUCAGAGUCACAGACUGUGCUUACCUUGUGCAGUAGUUCCCUAUCUGCAACGCUGCACAAACUGGUACAGAAAGAUAUGCCAUGAUGCAGAAGAAAACAUGUACGAUAGAGGCUACCACAACCAGUUUGCCUCCAGGAUUGGCUAUCCGAUAUAGAAUCAUGAAGUCCCUAUGAAGUCCCUGGAACUAUCCUCUAUGGUUAUACUUAAUUCUGUAAUCAGAGCAGUAGACAGUUUAGCACUGUUGAUAUUUGGGGGGCAUACUAUGGCACCCAUGAAAUAGUAAGUGCCUAGUCAUAAAAUGCUCAUUUAGAUAAAAGGCAAGGCAAUGAGGUACAUCCAUUCACCAAUUUGUUUAUUAAGAAUGCCUCUGGCAUCUAACGCAUUGUCAGAAAUAAAAGUUGUUUUUGUUGGGUGCUUUAGAGCAGACUAGCUUCACAUUCAUUGUUUCAAAUUAAAAUCCAAAAGGGGAAAAAAAUUAGGGAAGAAAGCUUUGUGGGCAUCAAAAGGCACAAUGUUAUCUCUGGCCAUAAUGUUGGACAUCCAGAAAUUAUAACAAUUGUCCAAGGUAUUUCUGGGGAAAUUGAUUGUUUCAAGAGGCUAAGAUCAAACUAAAGCAUCCACAUCUGUGCUUCUAAGCGUAUAUAUUGGUCCUCUUUUAUUUAUAGACUAAGCAGGGUCUAACGAUGGGAAAGGUGGAAGGAAAGAGAAGAGGGCAACCUAUAGCAAGGUAGAUUGAGUCAGUAAUGGGUGCACCACUGAAAGACUUGAAGGACCAAGUUAGGGAGACAUUGUCUUGGAGAAAUUCUAUGUGGUCAAUAAGGAUUGGCACUGACUUGAUAGCAUAUAUGCAACCAAAGUAGAUGAAGUAGUUUUUCCCCAAUCUAUGCAGAGACUAUAAUAGAAGGUUAUUUUCUUAAAACACCUGGAACACACCAGGUUGGGAAAAACUGUACUAAGCAGUCUCUUCCAUUUUGUUUCAGUCUGUAACUUCUCCAUUUAUGAAAUGAUGUAGGAACAACAUGUUGACAGUUGUUAACAAUAUUUAACUGUGUGCUGUUCAGAUUGCUGCCUUCUAUAUUGGGAUUUGCUGUGUGAUGAAUUUAAGACUGUAGAAAGCCCUCUAUUAUGUGAAGAUUUCCCCUCCCCCCCCAAAGCUGAUUGGACUAGAAGACCUCCAUGGUCCCUUCCAACUCCGUUAUUCUGAUCCUGCUUGAUAUGGAGUAUAAAUGAGGAAGUAUAAAUGUGAACUCCUGGAUCAAGCACAAAAUAACCUGGGGCCGAAGGGAUUGAGUGGGGGAGCCUUCCAGCAUGCAGUUAAAUUGUAUUUGUGCUGCAUCAGGAUUGCACAUACACACCCAAAGAGAUGGCCAGUACUGCCAUGAGCUAGCAACACUGCCCGUAUUAGCCAUCUACUUGAUAGCUCCAGAAACAACUUGGUGGGUCAAAGUGUCUCAAGCAGGACUUUCUUUUUAGACAGCAAAAAAAAUCUGUUGUCUACAUUCACUUUCCAAGAAAUGUGUCAUUCCCUUAAUUUAAACAACCAAACUGUUUCUUACACCAUCAAUUUAUACCACAAGUUUAAACAAAAUAUCUAAUUCUUUAAUUUAAUCCUCUCAAUUAUAUCUCUCAACCUAUUGAGUGAAUCUUGCCAUUGGAUCUCCUGGAGAUUGAGAUUUUGUACUAGAUCAGGGCUGUCAAACUCAAGGCCCAGGGGCCAGAUCUGGCCCGUGGAGCUGCCCUGGAAACAUAGAAGGGCUGGCCCGCAAUGCCUCUGCCAGCAAAAAUGGAGCUUGGGAGAGGCCAUAUGACAGAGGCCGUCCCAGCUGAAAACGGAGCUCACGUGGGCUUCCCGAGCUCCGUUUUCACUGGCAGAGGGUUGCAGGAGGCCGUCGCAGCUGAAAACGGAGCUCAGGAGCCCAUUUUCACUGACAGAGUAUUCGGGUCACCACAGCUCAAGUGACGUUGAGCUGGCCAGGCCCAUCCUGGCCAAGCCCCUCUGCCCCCACCAGGUCAAACACAAUCCUUAUGCGACCCUCAAUGAAAUCAAGUUUGACACCCCUGUACUAGAUGGACAGAUUUAAUACGGUGAAUUCUUAUAAUUUUGGCCAACCAUCAUUCUCAGUAUUUCCUUGGGGACAACCAUAACAAUUUCUUGUCAUUAAUAGGCACACAUUUCCACUGUAGAUGUAUUCUUCAAAGAUGAUAACAGUGAAAGCUCUAUGGAGUUUAAUUUUGUUGCUAAGCAACAAAAAAAACCCCUUCCCUGCAUAAAGGGGACCCAAAGUAGUUAUUAAUUUAUUUAGCUGAAAUAAUUUGAUUUUUCCAGGUGAUUGUCUUGAAUCAUCAUUGUUUAAUAUCAGUGUGCUGAAACUGAUAUUUAAAAAACCUUAAUUGGGUUUUAUUUAUUUACUCUUUACAAAGGGCAAGCUUGACUAUUUUGAGAAAAUAUUUAAGGUUAUGAAUAUAUAUACUUACGUGAAAUAAGUUCUAUCAGACCAAAUAUUUUUUUUCUCUUGGAGGCCUGGCCUUCCGAUUAUAACAUAAAUAUCUAUAAGUAUGGGCACAUUAAUUCAGGGGUGAUCAACUAUGCUGACCCUCCUCAUUUCAGCUGCAUUAAAAACUCCCUAGACCUGCUUUUCUUUGUGAAAUAUAUAAAUUAGAUAUUUUUUGCACGAAAAUAAUAAGCACUGAUUUCUAUGAAAUUAGUUUGCUUCACAGAAAGUUCUCCAGAGAAGCAUGUAAUACCUUAUAUCACUUCUUAACUCACAAGUAUGUGAAAAGUUUGAACCUAAUGUUAAUUUUGCAUGAAAUCUUGUCUUUUUUGUUUUCUUAUAAAAUUUACAUUUGUCACUUUUAUUAGGCCAAACUCAAAGCUGCAUAUGAUACCUUCAAAGAUAAAUCAUGCCUUGUGUUUUUCUUCAUGAUGACCCUGAAUUACUGACCAUCAAUGACUUGUAAUUAUUGUAUUGUACAUUGAUCAGCUUUGCAUAUUUGUGAACAUAUCUUCUGAUUUGUUUUGGUUAUUUUAAUUUUCCACACAGUGUUAUUUAAAAUCGUAUCUUAUUUGCAAUCUUCACUAAUUAUACAGUAAUGUAGUUUCUAAAGUAUAAUUUCUAAAAAUUGGAUUAUUUUUAUACCAGCGUCCAACAUAUCUGAACUCUGGCGUUCUAGUCAGUAUGUUAAAAAAAAGGCUACAAUAAAAGUAUUAAUAAUA
Molecule: messenger RNA, 13183 nt
Organism: Ahaetulla prasina
Lineage: Eukaryota; Metazoa; Chordata; Lepidosauria; Squamata; Colubridae
Product: mucin-2-like
Exons: 24
Coding region: 865-8466 (2533 amino acids)
Biological process (GO): heart development
Molecular function (GO): calcium ion binding
Source: RefSeq, a predicted model, not a curated record